This is a messenger RNA of Procambarus clarkii (red swamp crayfish), 643 nucleotides long. The record is from RefSeq and is a predicted model, not a curated record. NCBI's taxonomy places the organism in Eukaryota, Metazoa, Arthropoda, Malacostraca, Decapoda, Cambaridae.
UCACCCUACCCCCCCCUCUGUCUCCCAGACCACCCCCGCCACCGUCUCCUUGUCUCCACCUGCGGGGAGACGGACGCCAUGGCUGCCGUCUAUUUUGGUUCUCCUGUCCUAUGUCUACCCGUCACCACCGACCAGACGAUGGCUGCUGCCGCUCUCAAGGACUUGGGGUUAGCGGUGGUGGUGCCAGCUGCUGACGUCACAGUGCCAGCACUGAGGGAGGCCAUGAUCACCCUGGCUGGUGAUAGAAGUUUCCGAGAGCGGGGUCGGGAACUGGCAGAGGACCUGCACGACCGGCCACUGGCGCCGCCUGACCGACUAUUGGUCACUCUCGAGCGAAUCAUGCGCAGGACACAUGCGCGAAGACUUGUAAAGAAGGACAAUGGAGGACUGUACCUGCUUCAGCAGGCCAACGCAGACGUCUACCUGCUCCUCUUACUCCUGCUGACCUGCUUCAUGGCUCUCUUGAUCGUCCUCGUCAUAAAUAUCUUGCCAAUUGUGAUUAAUAAACGGAAAGUAAAAGCCGAUUGACCUUUAAAAGUUUGAUGGUAGAUGAUAAACAUCAUCUGCUUCUGAAAUGAAAAGAGUUGUUUAUCGUGCAUUUUGACUUGAUGAAUUCAAAUGUAAUAAUUAAAAUUCCAAAUUA